GGAGGAACCUUCUCCCUUACUGACAGGAAGUCCCUAAGAGCAGGCGCGAAAUGGUCAGUCCUAACUUCCGGAGUGGAGUCGGCCGGUCGCAAGCUAUAGGGGAGCUUGAAAGAUGAGACACUUGGGGACUCUGGUGGUCUGCGUCUGUUUGCUUUGAGCACUGUGGCCUGGCCGUCAACUCACCAUGUUCCUCGCUCGCCUGACUUCACAGCUUCUCAGGGCUGUGCCCCGGACAGGUUUGAGUCGUUCCUGGCCUGGAUCAGGGGUGAUUGGCAGCCAUGUUUUUCGACCCCUUUACAGUUCGCAGCCUGCAAGCCCAAGUCGGGCUGCCUCCCUCCCUGGUAAGGGGGCCCAGUUAGAUCUUGAGGAGUUUCUCGUCCCUAGGAAGAUGGCCAUCAGUCCGCUGGAGAGCUGGCUGACUGCUCAGUACCUACUGCCCAGACUGCAUGCUGAGGGCCCAGUGACUCUGGCUCCCUCCCAGUUCUACAAAUGUCCACCUACUCAUGGGAGGGAGGGAGCUGAGCAGGAGGGAGUCAGGGAUGCCUGUGGUGCCACUCCGCUGCAGUGCAAAAAUGUGCUGAAGAUCCGAAGACGGAAGAUGAACCACCACAAGUACCGUAAACUGAUCAAGAGGACGCGGUUUCAACGGCGUAAAGUCCGGGAAGGACGUCUGAAAAAGAAGCAGAUCAAGUUUGAGAAAGACUUGAAGCGCAUCUGGCUGAAGGCAGGCCUAAAGGAAGCCCCUGGGAACUGGCAAACCCCAAAGAUCUACAUGAAGAACAAAUAAGCCUGGAACCCUAUUCCUCUGGCCGUCGUGCUGCUGCUGACCCAUUAUAAUAAAUGUUGGAAGGACUCAAUUUUAGGCUGGCCUAGAGCUUUUUUUUGGCCUGGUGUGAACUCUCUUCAAGUAGAAGGAGACUUCCAUCCCAGGAACCCAGGGCCCCGGGAUGCCUAAUGGGUGCCCAUGUUCCGGCUGGUCCUUGUCCUCCAGCCUGACUAAUCUGCCUUCUGAAAAUACAGCAUUGUUUAGA
Molecule: messenger RNA, 1031 nt
Organism: Psammomys obesus (fat sand rat)
Lineage: Eukaryota; Metazoa; Chordata; Mammalia; Rodentia; Muridae
Gene: Aurkaip1
Product: aurora kinase A interacting protein 1
Exons: 4
Coding region: 185-787 (200 amino acids)
Biological process (GO): mRNA processing
Cellular component (GO): mitochondrion
Source: RefSeq, a predicted model, not a curated record